UGGCCUUCUGGGAGGAGUUAUGCUUCGUAAGGUAGCGGUGGCGGAGAGCUACUUCGGCUCACCCUGGAUUGUCCCUGACCUGUUUGCGUGUGGUCUUCACCCAGUCGCUCAGAAACUGCGCGCUGGACGCGCAUUCGGCCACCCGUCCCGGGUCUGUGAGGCAGCGAGUGCCCGCCUCGGGAGAUUUCUUGUGAGGAGCACAUUGCUGAGCUUUUUACUCUUUUAUCCUGUUUAAUAGCCCACAGGUUCUGAUUCCACAAGGAUAAGACAGAUUUGUGGUAUGAAUAAAAAGCCUGAGGAACAGAAAUCGUGGAAGCAGACCUCUUGACUUGAAAUUUACCUGGAAAGCUGGAGAGAUCUUGAAAAGACCUCACCCUGGAGUUUCUGCACCUGCAGACAACUUGACCAUUUUUCCCAGAGCAGGCAAGGUCUGAAUAUCUCUGCCUUCAGAGAUCAGCAAUAAUAGAUGUGUGACAAUGGCUCAUUUGACCCAGAUGAUGGAAAGGAGAGCUUGGUGUUCUCAGGACUCUGCCCUUUCUGCGGAAGAAGAGGAUACAAGCAGGUCUCUUGAACCAGUGACAUUUAAGGAUGUGGCUGUGGACCUCACCCAGGAGGAAUGGCAGCAAAUGAAACCUGCUCAGAGGAACUUAUACCGGGAUGUGAUGCUGGAGAACUAUAGCAACCUAGUCAUAGUGGGCUAUCAAGUCACCAAACCAGAUGUGAUUUUCAAGUUGGAACAAGAAGAGGAGCCAUGGGUGAUAGAAGAAGAAAUGUUUUGGAGGCAUUCUGCAGAACUCAGAAGAGGAGAGAGCUGCAUAUCUGGAGCCAUGGUGGAGUUCAAAGAUUUGGCCAUUUACUUCUCUCAAAAGGAGUGGGAAUGUUUGGACUCUGCUCAGAAGAAUCUAUAUAGCGAUGUAAUGUUGGAGAAUUAUAACAGUUUGAUUUCACUGGGACUUUCUAAAACUAAGCCGAGAGUGAUCUCCUUAUUGGAGCAGGGGAAAGAACCCUGGAUGGUUAAGAGGAAGAAGGAGACAAAAGAAUGGUGUCCAGGUUGGGAGUCCAGAAGAGAAACCAAGAAUUUAUCACAAGAGAACAAUUAUGAAAUUAAAUCAUUGCAGCAGGAGAUGACAAAAAAACGUACACGUUCCAACCUUGAGUUCAACAGGGUCAGAGAUAGCAAGGAAAUCAAAUGCCACUUGGAGAGACAGCAGGGGCAUAAGGAGGGACGAGUCAAACAAGCCAAAAUAACCACUGAACAAAGGCUCCCUGCUAUUCGGUGCACAGCCCCUGGAGAACGUCAUAGAGCUCAUACUGGAGAAAAAUCCUGUGAAUGGCAGAAAUGUAAGAAAGCUUCUGGGAGCCAGUCACGUCCUGUUCAACAUGAAAGAAUUCAUAAUAACGAAAAAGACUUUGAAUGUGGAGAAUGUGGGGAAAUCUUUAAGAGUAGGUCAGACUUGAUUAAACAUCAGAAAGUUCAUGAAAGCAAAACAAGCAGUGAAAGUAAGAAAAGUGCCUUCAGUUGUGGCUCUGAGGUCACUCAGCCUCAGAGCACUCAUUCUGGUGAGAAACCUCACAAGUGUAAAGAAUGUGGGAGAACCUUUCAUUCUAGGUCACAGCUUAGUCAACAUCAAAAGAUGCACAUAGGUGAGAAACCCUACAAAUGUAAGGAGUGUGGGAAGGCCUUUCCAUCUGUUGCACAACUUAAUCUUCAUCAGAGAGUUCACACUGAUGAGAAGUACUUUGAAUGUAAGGAAUGUGGGAAAGCCUUCACGCGCCCCUCACAUCUUUUUCGACAUCAGAGAAUCCAUACUGGUGAGAAACCCCAUAAAUGUAAGGAGUGUGGGAAGGCUUUCCGUUAUGACACGCAGCUUAGUCUUCAUCAGUUAAUUCAUACUGGUGAAAGACGCUAUGAAUGUAAGGAAUGUGGGAAGGUAUAUAGUUGUGCCUCACAACUGAAUCUACAUCAAAGGAUUCAUACUGGUGAGAAACCUCAUAAAUGUAAAGAGUGUGGGAAAGGUUUUAUCUCUGAUUCACAUCUUCUCCGACAUCAGAGUGUUCAUACUGGUGAGAAGCCCUAUAAAUGUAAGCAGUGUGGAAAUGCCUUUCGUCGUGGGUCAGAACUUACUCGACAUCAGAGAGCUCAUGCUGGUGAAAAACCCUAUAAGUGUAAGGAAUGUGGAAAGGCCUUUACCUGUAGCACAGAACUUGUUAGACAUCAAAAAGUUCACACUGGUGAGAGACCCCAUAAAUGUAAGGAAUGUGGGAAGGCUUUUAUUCGAAGGUCAGAACUUACUCACCAUGAGAGAAGCCAUAGUGGUGAAAAACCCUACGAGUGUAAGGAAUGUGGAAAGGCCUUUGGUCGUGGCUCAGAGCUUAGUCGACACCAGAAGAUUCAUACUGGUGAGAAGCCCUAUGAAUGUAAGCAAUGUGGGAAGGCCUUUAUUCGUGGUUCACACCUUACUCAACAUCAGAGAAUUCAUAUAGGACAGAGAAGUGAGUGAAGAAAUGAGGGAAGGCUCAGAAUCUGAUUGAUGUCAGAAAAAUCCAUAAUUUUUUUAAGUCUAUGAUAGUAAGGAAUGUGGGAAAGCAUUUGAGGUUAACGACUUAACUGAAUAUCAGAUACUAUAGAUGUAUGCCUAAAAGGCCCUUAUUUAAAUAACAAUUGUGACUGAUAAGAAACCUUAUAAAUGUUAGAAAUUGGAAAGGGUUAUAUGUAUCAGAAUUUCUUAGACACCAGAAUUCAGUUGGUGAAAAAUGGGAAAUUCUAUGAACAUAAGGAAAGUGGGAAUGCCUUUUUGGUGCUUAGAACCAAGUCAACCUCAGGGAAUUGAUAACAGGGAGAAGCUUAGGGAGGCAGCAGAUGUGUCAGAGAAAUUAACCAUUGGGGUGUUUCCCAACAUCAGGGCCUUUGGGCCUUCAGAACAAUCAAAGAAUUCAUAAUAUAAAUGCCAUGUAAGUGGGACACCAAUUUACUUUAUUCAUCUGAUGACUGAUGUUUGAGGAAGACUACAUGAGCAUUAAAAAUGCAGCACAUUCUUCCAUACCACUCAGAUUUUGUUAAAUAUUUGCUAGCCAAUUUUAUAAAAUUCACCUGAACCAAAUCACUGAGGGUAUUUAACCAGUGAUUAAUUUUGACUUGCCCUCACCCUUUAACUCAUUUCACAAAGGGCAAACUACUUAACUACAUUUAAAUUUUUUCGGUUGUAAAUUAAUUCCAGUACAAAUGUCUUCCUUACAUGGUGAGGAUUAAAUCCACCUGUAUCCUUUCCAGUAAUGUCUAACUAGUAUUGAAAGUGCACCAGAUCAGCUUAGCUCAGCAUGCACACCUGUGAUCCCAGCAACUUGAGGGGCUGAGGCAUAAGGAUUGCAAGUUUGAAGCCAGUCUGGGCACCUUAGUGAGACUGUCUCUCAAAAAAACAAAACAAAAAAAAAAGUGCCAAAUGAGAGCUGCUUCUAGUAUUACUUUUCCUCAUUGUUUUCACUGUUGCUUAUUUUUAGAGAUCAUAUAGAAUCCUUACAUUUAGUGACUAUAGGGGCAUCUUGCAUUAUUUAUUUUUCUUUAUUAAACAUUAGGUAAUUCCUUCUGGAGAAAAAUGUACAGUUUUCAUUCAUAGUUUGCCCUUUAAUCACAUCCUGGGAUUUAUAAUGUAAAGAAACCUAGUGGGGGCGGGGGACCAGUAGGAGAAAGGUGGGCUGCUGUGAGGUUAGGGAGAUGAUUCAAAUGAUUUAUUAAAACCUUCUCCCCAAAAAAAACCUACCCUCUCUGUUAUGCUGAAUUAGAAAAUAACAAUGCAUUAGCCAAAAGUCAAGUUUCCACUUAGGAAAUAUUUUUUAAAAAUGUAUAAAUAGUUUUUAUAUUAAAAAGAAUAUUAAGGAGCUGGGUUAUAGCCCAGUGACAGAGCAUUUAUUUGUCUAGGAUGCAUAAGACCCUGGGUUCAGUCCCCAUCAUCACCAAAAGAGAAGAAAAUUAAGGCAGAUUACUAUUAGGAAUGAAUGGCAAUGAGAAUUUGCUAAAUACAAAUGAAGCAAAACUACCUUCCCCUAAUAUGUGUAGAAAACAAGGACACAAGGGACCAGGAUUCAUUCAGACUGGUGCACUGCCUGUUUCUAGAAUGUUCCCAGUAAACAGUUGAUGACAGGGUGAAUAGGAAUCAACUCUAGUAUGCAGAGAAAUGCCAACAAAAUUAAUGCAAAGCAAAAACAAAACUUGGACAACUUUUCCUGAAAUAAAAAAGAUUGCAUCCUUUAAAGAAAAAGUUCAAGCAUCAUGAAAAAGAAUAUAAUUACAAAAAUGGAGAUUUUACAGAAAUAAGGCUGUAUUGAAUUAGCAGAUACUAUUCAUUAGUUUUGCCUAUUCAUUGGUGUUCCUCUGCCAGUCUCCCUUUGGCAGGAUUGCUUGCCAGUCACCUAAGUCUAUAAAUAUCAGGUACUGCUUCUCCUGGUUUGCUUUACAAACUGGUCAUAUGUGUAAUGUUCCUGGCCACAGAAGACCUGACUAAAAUCUGCAGACGGGCUUCAGUUAAAUUUUCUUUCCUAGCAAAAUGCAAGGAGAUGGUCUUCUUAACAACAGUACACAUAUCUGUAUGACUGGGUGAUACGGGGAAUUGUGGCCAUUUUGUAAUCAGGGUCAAGAGGCUGAGCUGGGCACAUACGACACAUUGAGAUUACAAACUGUGUCCUAACAGUAGAUCUGAGGAAACAAUUCAAAACUUUGCCCUUUCCCUGGACUUGAGUGAAAUAAACUCUGCAUAUGUUUUAAGUUUAUUCUCAACUUUUUAUAGUAAAUUUGAAUCCUGGGUAGUUACCAUUUGAAUUUUUUUCAUAUAUAUAUAUAUAUAUAUAUAUAUAUAUAUACACACACACAUAUUUAUUCAACUUUAAAGAAAGUUCAACUUUUUAUAGUAUAGAUGACAUAGAAAAGCAUUAUUAAAUAUUGCAGUAUAUACAUAUAUUCAGCUUUAAUUUAGUAAGAUAUAGGAAAUAUUUGUUUACAUUUAGUAUUUUAUAGUAUAUAUUUUUACAGUAUUUUGGAAAUCCUGGAAAAAUACUAUUGCCCUGAAACAAGUAAGAAUCAAAAAAAGCUUAAAGAGCUAUGCUGAUAAUGCCUCUAAUAGCAAAUUAUCUUAUAACUGUUAAAGAAAAAAAAGUCGCAGCUAUGAAGCUAACAUAACCUUUUUACUAAAUUUGGAAAAGGAUAACAUCCAAAUCAAAUCAGCUAUAAAAAAUAAUCCAGUUUGCAGGACAUGGUGCACACCUGUAAUCGCAGUGACUCUGGAGGCUGAGGCAGGAGGAUUGCAAGUUCAGGGAUAGCUUUCACAUCUUAAUACCCUAAGUAACAGAUCCCCAUGUCAAAAUUUUUUUUAAAAGGGAGGGGGACUGGGAAUGUGGUUCAGUGGUAAAGCAUCCCUGGAUUCAAUCCCUGGUACCAAAAAAAUAACCUAUUGUACAUGGUAUGAGUAUUCUAGUUAAAAUAGCAAGUCAAACCAAGCACCCUGUUAACCAUUAUCCAUAGUGUUCAUGACCUGACUUUUCCAAUUGUCAAAGAAAGUCGCAUAUAAAUACAGUGUUGACACAUCAGAAACUAAACACUAAAAAACUAUAACCCUCUAAAGUAAGAAGUUAGAACUAGGACAGCCCGUACUCAACUGUGAAGUCACUGCAGGUGUCCAGUUAGCCUACCUCUUGUCCUAUAAACUCACAACAUUUAGAAUAAUAACAAUCCACUUGUCCCACACUGUAGAAAAAUAACAUUCUAAAUAAGUAAAGUGUAAAUUCAUAUUAUAUGUUAGAUAAACCUAGCUAGAUAUUAGCCAACUCAUUAGAGGACUAUUUAUAAUUAAAAACAAAAAAUUCAAGGGCUGGGGAUAUAGCUCAUUUGGCAGAGUGCUUGCCUGUCAAGCACAAGUCCCUGGGUUCAAUUCCCAGCACGCAAAAAAAAAAAAAAAAAAAAAUUCAAACGUUUUUUAGAAGAGAUUACUAAAUUUUAACUGCACUGAUAUAUUGAUUUUAUGAGUCUCUUCUUAAAAGUUCAGUAUUUUCUAAGAGGAAAGUUCAUGCCUGUUAGAGGAAUGAAAUUAAUAAAACCAAAAAUAAGUUACAGUAUUGAUUUCAUUAUAAUUUUAACUUUCUUGAAUUAUAAAAAAUUGAGAUUUUCAUUUUCUGCUCAGGUAUACAUAUUUCUCUCUUCAAGGCUUGAAAGUUCUAAGUUUAUCUUGUGUCAACUGAAACCAUAAGUACACCACAGAGGUUUUUUUUGUUGUUGUUUUUGUUUUAAAAUCAUAGCCACAGAUUCUCUUUAAGCGCUGAUAACCAAAGCCUAAUGUGGGUACUUGAUCUAGUUUCCCCAUACUCAGGAAGCAGAUACAUCAAGCUUUGGUUUGGUAACUGGGUUAGGAGGUUACGGGUGAGGAGAGUGACUUGAGACUGCGCACACGUUCACGUGCAGCCUCCAGGUAGUGCAUCGGGAGCCCCAUCUAGGCAGCACCUACAGAUCAUUUUUGAUUCUUAGAUAACACACAAACCAUGAUAUUUACAGGUCAUUCUUUCACGAAUGAAAGUUUAGGUUUAUUAAUUUACCAAUAGUUAUACGAUAAACAUUUUUACUAUACAUGUAUCAUUGUUGGUGCUUUUAUUCCCACCAGUUGGGGAUUCCUUGCCUUAACGAUGUUGUAGAUUUUAAAUGUAGUAGUUAGUGCCUUAUUAUUGUCUCAAACUUGCCAUUAAUCUCAACAAAAAUGUAUGUUCAUUUUCUAUUUUAAUCAGAACUGAACAUUUUAAUGUUGAGUAAAAAACAAAAAAGUACCUUUAUAUUUUAACUGCCAAUGAGGUUUGAUCACCUACCUUGCCUCAGGGUCAUUUGAGUUUUGUUUCUUUGAAUUGUUUGUUCUUAUCUAUUUUCCUUUUACAUUGAAGUCACUUUUCAAAGCAAUUUGAAGAAAAUUGACUGAGAUUAUAUUAUCAUGUGUUUUGCUGUUUAUUUUUAUAGUCUAGCUUUAUUUGUUUAUUGCAAAAAGGAGCUAAGGGCCAGAUAGUAGGCACCAGGCCUUGUGGGCAAAUCUACACCGCCUCUGCAACAUGGAAGCACAGGAGGCAGAAACCAGUGGUUCUCACCAGGGCAGUUUUGCUUCCCUGCUCACAUCAUCAGGUGAUAGGAUUUUUCCACAGACGUUUUUGUCUGUUACUGUAAAGGGAGUUGCUACUGGUAUCUAGUAACCAGGGAUCCUGCUCUAUAUCCUAUAAUACAUAGUACAGCCUCCACAAUAAAAUUAUCUGGUCUAGAAUGUCAAUAGUACCGAGGUUGAGAAAUCCUGACCUGGAGGCAAAUGGAAACAGCUGUGUCCCAAUAAAACUUUAUUUAAAAAAAAAAAAAAAAGCAGGCCAGG
This is a messenger RNA of Sciurus carolinensis (gray squirrel), 7382 nucleotides long. RefSeq names its product zinc finger protein 568 (gene Znf568). The record is from RefSeq and is a predicted model, not a curated record. Gene Ontology annotation, cellular component: nucleus. The coding region runs from base 477 to 2501 and encodes 674 amino acids. NCBI's taxonomy places the organism in Eukaryota, Metazoa, Chordata, Mammalia, Rodentia, Sciuridae. The transcript has 10 exons. Gene Ontology annotation, molecular function: DNA-binding transcription activator activity, RNA polymerase II-specific; RNA polymerase II cis-regulatory region sequence-specific DNA binding; DNA-binding transcription repressor activity, RNA polymerase II-specific. Gene Ontology annotation, biological process: negative regulation of transcription by RNA polymerase II.